Molecule: messenger RNA, 5497 nt
Organism: Triplophysa rosa
Lineage: Eukaryota; Metazoa; Chordata; Actinopteri; Cypriniformes; Nemacheilidae
Gene: mid2
Product: midline 2
Exons: 11
Coding region: 366-2522 (718 amino acids)
Molecular function (GO): protein binding; zinc ion binding
Source: RefSeq, a predicted model, not a curated record
CACCGAUCCCAGCUGCUGGGGAAGGAGGGAUGAGCGCCGUUCCCGUGGGAUAAUCACGUGUCCGCGGGGAGUAGUUGUGUGGAAUAGGAGGGGUAGAUGUGAUUGUUACAGCAUGGGAGCUGUCAACACAGAGCUGACGGUAUCUGCGUGUGUUUGUCACUGUGUGAAAGCGAAUGUGUAAUGCCCGCGCAGCUCCUCCGAAUCACGUAAACUUCUGCGCGCGCCGCGAUCGCAACAAUAACACUCCGACUGCUGUUUAUUAUCGCUUCAACAUACGCGACAUACAAAAGGCUGUCACUGCAAACCAAGGUGACUGACCAGCUUCUGUGGGAUUUGAUGUCACCUUUAGAUCGGUUCAACUGAAGAUGGAAACACUGGAGUCGGAGCUGACGUGUCCAAUCUGCCUGGAAUUGUUUGAGGACCCCCUCCUGCUGCCCUGCGCCCACAGCCUGUGCUUCAACUGCGCCCACCGCAUCCUGGUCUCGCACUGCUCUGGCACCAAGCCCCUCGAGUCCAUCUCCGCCUUCCAGUGCCCCACCUGCCGCUACGUCAUCACGCUCAAUCAUCGCGGCCUGGAGGGCUUAAAGCGCAAUGUGACGCUGCAAAACAUCAUCGACCGCUUCCAGAAGGCUUCUGUCAGCGGGCCCAACUCCCCCAACGAGAGUCGCCGGCCGCGGCCCUACAGUGCCACGCUCGGUGGGAGCGCGCGGGGGAGCCCUGCCGGUAGCGCCAUGUCCGUAGAGCGCGUCGGCUGCCAGUUCUGCGAUCAGGAGCCACCACGUGAGGCGGUGAAGACGUGUGUGACAUGCGAGGUUUCGUACUGCGACCGUUGCCUGCGGGCCACGCACCCUAAUAAGAAGCCCUUCACCAGCCAUCGUCUGGUGGAGCCGGUGGCAGACUCUCAGCUGCGUGGACUGGCCUGCCUGGAGCAUGAGAACGAGAAAGUGAACAUGUACUGUGUGGUGGACGACCAGCUGAUUUGCGCUCUCUGCAAGCUGGUGGGACGACACCGCGAGCACCAGGUCACCUCGCUAAGCGAUCGCUUCGACAAGCUUAAGGCUUUUCAAGUGAGUCCUGCCAGAGUUUCUGAAGCGGUUAUGGAGGCAUCAAAGACGAGCGCCGCGCAAACCCUGGAGAAUAACUUAACCAAUCUGGUGAAGAGGAACAGUGAGCUGGAAAACCAGAUGGCCAAACUCAUCCAAAUUUGCCAACAGGUGGAGGUGAACACAGCCAUGCAUGAAGCCAAGCUGGUGGAGGAGUGUGAUGAAUUGGUAGAGAUAAUUCGCCAGAGGAAACAGGUCAUUGCUGUCAAGAUCAAAGAAUCCAAGGUAAUGAAGUUGAGAAAGUUGGCCCAGCAGAUUGCCAACUGCAGACAGUGUUUAGAGCGUUCCAGCGUCCUCAUCACCCAAGCUGAACACAGCCUGAAGGAGAACGACCACGCCCGCUUCCUCCAGACGGCCAGGAAUGUUGCUGAGAGGGUUGCCAUGGCCACGGCCUCCUCUCAGGUCCUCAUCCCAGAUGUCAAUCUGAACGAGGCUUUUGACAACUUUGCCCUCGACUUCUCCAGAGAAAAGAAAAUCCUGGAGGGACUGGAUUAUUUGACAGCACCCAACCCUCCGUCUAUACGUGAAGAGCUCUGCACGGCCUCUCAUGACACCAUUACAGUGCACUGGACGUCUGAAGAUGAGUUCAGCGUCACAUCGUAUGAGCUUCAGUACACCAUCUACACCGGCCAGACCAACUUCAUCAGUCUUUAUAACUCAGUAGAUAGCUGGAUGAUCGUGCCCAAUAUCAAGCAGAAUCACUACACAGUCCACGGUCUUCAGAGCGGCACCCGUUACAUCUUUUUCGUCAAGGCUAUCAACCAGGCAGGCAGCCGAAACAGUGAACCUGCUCGUCUGAAAACCAACAGCCAGCCUUUUAAACUGGACCCCAAAACAGCACACAAGAAGCUGCGGCUGUCUAAUGACUGCCUGACCAUGGAUAAAGAUGAAAGCUCUCUGAAGAAGAGUCACACUCCGGAGCGUUUCAGCGGAACUGGAUCAUACGGCGCUGCUGGCAACGUUUUCAUCGACAGCGGCUGCCAUUAUUGGGAGGUUUUACUGGGAGCCUCCACGUGGUACGCUCUCGGUGUGGCCUACAAAUCAGCACCCAAAAACGAAUGGAGCGGUAAAAACUCGUCCUCCUGGGUUUUCUCGCGCUGCAACAACAACUUCCUGGUGCGGCACAACAACAAGGAGUCUCUGGUGGAAGCGUCGCUGCAGUUGCGCAGGGUGGGCGUGCUGCUGGACUACGACAACAACGCCCUGUCCUUCUACGACGCCAUGAACUCCCAGCACAUAUACACUUUUGACGUUUCUUUCCUACUUCCCGUGGCUCCCACCUUCAUGAUCUGGAAUAAGUCUUUGAUGAUCAUGUCAGGGCUGCCCGUGCCGGAUUUCGUGGACUGCUCGGAGCAGCAGGAGAGCAUCUGUCGCCAGCAGGAUUCACCGUAUGUGUCUGGUAUGAAGAGCUGCCACUGAGCCGAUGGGCCCGGGGGCUUCUAGAGCGAUGGGUUUCCUCCGUUUUAUCCCAGUGUUCCCUUUUUCUUUUAAACUGAGUUGAAGUGCGGUUUGGUAUGAGGAUGUUCUGAUAUUUGCGGUCACAUACACAAGUGUUACGGGACUUUGAGUCGUUUCUUAUGAGCUCCCCGAUUACAGCUGAACGGGGGAAAUACAAUUGUAAAUUAUUUAUGACUAACAUGUUGGUUUGCUUUUUGUCAGUUUCAAUGUAUCCCUAAAAGCACUUUUUGGAGUUAAAUUUGUCGCCCCUUAGUGUAAAAAGAUUUGCUAACUUGAAACAGGGUUGCACUUGCUUUUGGACCGAAUUAUUGUGGUGUGCAGGUUAGAUUUAUUAUCUGAUGGGUCUAUAACACACUUUUGAUAUUCAGGGAGAGAAAGAUCAACUUUACAAUUCGUCUGGAGAUAAUGGCAUGAUAUGUAUUUCCUCUGUGAUUUGAUCUCACUUUUUUGGUUUUGUUUUUUUGUGAAAAGCAUGAGGCACAAAUUCCCCGGGUGUUUAUUUUUACAUGUAUGUUUAAUAUUUGCUAUGAUUCCUAACGUACCACAAAAUCCCAUCAGUGGAUGUGUUCUUCCAUCGAGAAUUUAGAAACCACAGUGAUCAUUCACAAGAUCUCAAAGAAAAAGCAUCAGUUUGUUGAUCGUUUUACACGCGCUGUGACUCAAAACGUGCUGUUUCGAUUGAGCAUCCAAAGCAAAACAUGACAGCCAUCAUACUGUAUCCUCUACACUACAGUAAUAUUAUUUUCGUAAUCUUACAUGAUCUUCCUCAGUGUGAUAUUCAGGGCUGGACACCCAGAGCUGGGUUCAUAAAGACAAUCACUUGUGCUAGAGCAGGCAAAAAAAAUCAAGUGUGUAGCAGGAGAUCUUUGCAAUAGCAUGUUAAACUUGAAAAAGUGGUUUGCAUCCCUUUGAAAGGCGUUUCUUUGUAAAUAUGCAGAUUAGGAAGUAUUGAUACUACUGACAGCGCUCUAUUUCUCUCUGCAGUCGCUUAUCGUCAGUUGGAUUUGCCUCUUUCAUCAUCUGAAUGUACAUAAAUGAUCUUAUGUUUUUUUUAUAUCUGAUAGAAAGCACAGAGAAUUUACCAUCAGAUCCAUUUCGCAACGUAUUACGUUUCCUGGUACAUUAAGGGGGAACUCUUGCUAUGUUGUUUGUUUUCAUGCGAAGUCUGUUGUUUUUACGCCUGAUUCACUAAAGGAAUUUUUCAGUUUAGGAAAUGAUGCUCAGAAGUUUAGCGCUUCGCGCAGCGCAGUUUUGAGUGAUGAGGCGAACCAUUCAGGUCCUGCACACCUGAACAAGCUAAUGAAAUUCUUCAGGAUUACUUGAAAAUUACAGCCAAUUGGUUUUGAUCAGUGUUGGAUGCGAGCUCGGCUGGAGUACAAUUCAAUAGCUCUGCUUUACAGCAUUGCUCUUCCGCAGCCAGACGCCUGAAUCGGCUCCUGCGAGCAUCAACACAAUUCAUCAACAGCAAAUUGGCUGAAAGUGCAUUUUUAUUACAAUUUUAACUACAGACCCAUUAUGAAAUAUUCAUGAGGUUUUAGGAGCACGUUUAUUGAAGCAUGAGGAUUGGAUGGUCAGCAGGUUUUUAUAGAUCACGGCGUUUACAUCACUCCUUCCAGCUCGUCCAGUUUCACUUCUCCAUCUCAUGGUCAUUAUUACUCUGUAAGCUUUAAAAUAGAUUCAAGAUGCACGAGAGAUGAUAGUCACAUCUGAGACGGAGUACUCUUUUCUUCACAUCCCUUAUGAAGUUUUAAGUCUAUAAUCUCAUUUUUUAGUAGAUUCAUUUUUUAAGUUGCAAAAGCAUUUUUUAGCAAUGAUGCUUUAACAAGGCAGGCAUUGCAUUGCGUUUAUUAGCAUUGUAGUGAUUUCUGGUAAAUAUCUAGUGUGGUUUGACCAAUGACGUGCUAUGACACUUGAUGUGCUUGCUUGAGAUGGACGUCGAUGUCGAGUAGUGCUCCAAAAAACUGAUUUUUCAGUUCUGUGCAGUUAAAACAGCGGUCAGUACGGGAGACAUGUACCACCGUCAUUUUCACUUUGAUUUCUGUGUGAACACACCCUCUUCUUCAGCUCUAUCUCUCCCUUUUGGAUCAUUUAGUCUUUCGGUUGACAGUUCUCAGUAUUGUCACCGCUGUCGGAGCUGUAACUGAUGGCUGAAGCAAGAGUCAUGUGUUUCCGCCUGAAUGGGUCUCGGUCUUAUUUUGUGACGGCGCCGCUCUCAAUCCUCCAUGAAACGUAGCAAGAUGUACGUAUCACGAUGAGUCUUCAGCUCUGCCAUUUAUCAUUGAUGAUAUCUGCAGGCAAAUCUUAAGUAACUGUUUGAGAUGCUUGAUUUCAGGUCACCAACCAUGUGAAAGUUAAAUUUCAGGCUUUUAAGAUGUUAGUGAAGGUGAGGAGCUGGAAAGCAGAGCUCGCGAAUCUCUCGCAGGGACUGUUGAUCUGUGAUCUAGAGCGACAUGCUCAAUCCAUCUGUUCAUGUACGCUUCACUGGGUCACUGCAUGACGAUGUGGCCGAAGCUCUUCCUGUGCUGUUUUAUAGAAACAUUUUGACUUGAUUUUAUGGAAAAUGUCCGGGAAAAGAUAUCAUUGUCGUGUCAUAUCAGAUCUCCACUUAGCCGUGCUUUUCUUUGCAUUUUAGACUGAUUAAUGAAUUACGAUUAUGUUUUCAACCAAUUGUUUUUACAUUUCCGAGGGGGGGGAGGGUUGUGAAAUCAUGGUGAAUUUUCCUCUUUCAGGCUUUUAUGUGGGCAAGCAGCUGUUUUUAACAUAAUUCUCCUGUUUCAAUAGAUAUAUUACCUAGCAAGAAAAGAAUGUAAAUCAUAGGAGGAAAUAUAUAUUAUAUAAAAUUGUAUAAUAUGCAAAAAUAUAUAUGAACUAUUGUUAUUUAUGUGAGUCCAAAUAAAAGUCUGAUCCCAUAUGCGUCUUUGUUCUGUGUGUUCUUG